Messenger RNA from Emericellopsis cladophorae, 657 nucleotides. RefSeq lists its product as uncharacterized. The transcript has 2 exons. The record is from RefSeq and is a predicted model, not a curated record. NCBI's taxonomy places the organism in Eukaryota, Fungi, Ascomycota, Sordariomycetes, Hypocreales, Bionectriaceae. The coding region runs from base 1 to 657 and encodes 218 amino acids.
AUGCGUGUCAAUUUCGACAACGACGUUGUCCUCCCUGCCGGAAAGCACACCAUUUUCGCCGUUACCCGCGGCGAUGGCUAUGGCAUCAAUGGCGCGUCAAAUCUCGCUGGGGCCAAUGGAAAUGAUGGUCCUGUGCCUGAGGAAACAGUCACCGACGGCCAGAAUCCGAUCUACACCCCUUGCUCCAACAUGAGCCGUACCAGCGAUGCGGUAUCAGUGGCUAGUGCACCAGCUACUCCUCAGAAUUACGUCCCGGUUGCGGAUAUUGCUGCCCUUGUCGAGUCGCUCAACACUUCCAAAAGCCUUCCCCUCUGCUGGAAAACGCUCAUUGGCAAAUUAAGCUCUCGCCUGGAAGGUACACGUGAUUCAAAUGGAAGAUCCGACUACACCCACGCCGAGCUUUUUACAGACAUUGCCCAGGCCGUAAAUGAAGCACGCACUGGAUGGGAAUGGCCCAAGGAGAUCAUCCGGAAUAUGCCCCGAACUGAGAUCUCCUCGCUCAAGGAGGAUGACGCGACCACCUUUGCAGGUGACCUUCACGGUGCACAGGAGAUGCUGCAAAAGUUCAAGGCGAGCUUAUUCCACUUUCGUGGCAUAGAAGUCUCCGCUGACACAAAGCAGUUGUGGCAGGUAUCAUACACGAUGUGGAACGAGUGA